UUCGACUACCGCGCAAAGCGGACGUGUCGUCGUCGUCACCGCGCUUAGUAUUUACUGUUCGGUUGUGAUAAUUUAAUUGUAUGUCUCUAGUCGUUUACUUUUGGAAUUAACGCCAAAUUUUGAUGCGCGCGCGGCCAAGAAAUGGAUCCUAAUUACAAGCGACAGUCGGUUCACCGGAGCAUAUCGUUGCUGCUCAAAGAUAUCGAUGAAAUGUCCCUCAAGGAGGUCGGCGCGUCGAACCCGGCGCUGAACGACUGCGAGGACAACGGCACCGCCAGCACGGUCCGCAUGGACGACAUCGACCAGACGGUGGACACCAGCUUGGCGUGCUACUCGCUAGCGGACGAGUACGAUGACAUCCUGGGGUUUUCCGACUCGAUCACCAUCGUUUCGAUGGGCGGCGAGGGACCGGUGCUGGUUCAGCGCCAGGACGACGGAGACCAGGAGAGCAUCGUGCCCGAGUCGGAGAUUCCGUACGCGUACGUGCACAACCCACCGAUAAAGUUUAACUCGAUGCACAGGAACAUCUUCAUUCCGGGGUUGGAGAUUAACGUGGAGAUUGUGGACUACGAGCGCAGCCUGACGGCGCACAUCUUGAACCCGAAUUUAUACACGAUCAAGUUCACCCACGGUCCGUUCAGUUGGACCAUCAAGAAGCGGUACAAUCACUUUCGUAACCUGCACCAACAGUUGACGACGUUCCGGGCGUCACUGAACAUCCCGUUUCCCACCAAAAGCCACAAAGAGCGACGGACCAGCUUCAGGAACAUGCACAACGUGCACCAGUGCACGGCUUCGCCGACGAUGCAGAUGAAGCUGGAGAAGCCGCAUAAGAAGCGCAAGAAGAGCUCAUUGCCGAGGUUUCCGCUCAAGCCGGACUCGCUGGUGUCCUUUGACGCGAUUCCGGAGCGGAAGAAGCAGCUCGAGGAGUACCUGUACAACCUGCUCAACAUUUCGCUGUACCGCAAUCAGCAGGACACGAUCAACUUCCUGGAAGUGUCGCACAUCUCGUUCAUCGCCGCCCUCGGUCAAAAAGGCAAGGAGUGCCUCGUCAAAAAGCGCACCGGUUCAACCCGUGCCGGUCAGGCCGGCUUCAACUGCUGUGGCUGCCUCACAGCAGGUUGUUGCAUCCGCUGCAGCUACUUCUGCUCGGACGUCGUGUGGAGCAAGUGGCGCAACCGGUGGUUCUUCGUCAAGGAGACCUGCUUCGGGUACUUCCGACCGAAAGAUGGCGUACUCCGUUGCGUCGUCCUGUUCGACCAGGGCUUCGACAUCUCGUCCGGAAUGUACAGCACUGGGAUGCGCAACGGACUGCAGCUGGUCACGAACUCGCGGUACCUCGUGGUGAAGCAUCCAACGCGACGAACCGCCAAAGAGUGGAUGGCGUACAUGAAGAAGGUCGCGAACGAUACGGCGCGGGACUUUACGAUGCCAAAUCCGCACCAGUCGUUUGCACCGAGCAGGCCCGGAAUGCAAGCGGGGUGGUUUGUGGACGGGGCGAGUUACAUGAGUGCGGUGGCGGAUGCGCUGGAGGGAGCGACCGAGGAGAUUUUCAUCACGGACUGGAUGCUGAGUCCGGAGAUUCACAUGAAAAGGCCGGCAAUCGAUGGGGAUUAUUGGCGGUUGGAUAAGAUUUUGAAGCGGAAGGCGGAACAAGGGAUCAAGAUUUUCGUGCUGUUGUUCAAAGAACUCGAUUUCGCGCUCGGCAUCAACAGUUAUUACAGCAAGCAGAAGCUAGUGGAGCAGCAUAAAAAUAUUAUGGUCCUCCGCCACCCGGACCACGCCCGAGCCGGCGUCUUCUUCUGGGCCCAUCACGAGAAGCUGGUCGUCGUGGACCAGACGUACGCGUUCGUCGGCGGAAUCGACCUGUGUUACGGCCGGUGGGACGACUACAAGCACCGGUUGACCGAUUUGGGCAGUAUUACGAGCAGCAGCACGUGCAGUUCGGCGAACAACACGACCGUGCGGAAACCCUCGACGGUGGUGGAGCUGGACGAGGGCGGCACGGUGGCCAGUUUGAUGCGAUCGACGAAGAACAUUGCGGUGGUGACGGCGGUGGAUACGGUCGAUAAGGGACUGCCGGUGCUGGAGCCUGGUGAUAAGCUGUUGAUGGCCGCGGCGCAAAAGUUGGCGACGGUUCCGCAGAAGAGUGAGAGUGAGGGUAUUCCGGAGAACAUCAAGAUGGAUACGCCGGAGAUGGAGCGGCGGAAUAUUAUGGAGAAGCUUAAGGAGAUGGGUCGAGAUCUGAAGAACAAAAUCACGUUGGGAGAGCACGAUGGGGAUCUUGGUGGGAAGAGCAGCGCGAGUAGUCCGGGGUAUUUGUCGGACGAUGAGAAGCACAAGAAGGAGGAAGAACCAGUGAAGGAGGCUCUUCCGACUGGGGUGAUGAGUCCGGCUCCGUUUAAGAGCAAAGUUGUUUUUGAGCUGGAUGGACAGGCCAAGUUCUGGAUUGGCAAGGAUUACAUCAACUUCAUAGUGAAGGAUUUCUCAAAUUUGGACAUGCCGUACGUGGACCUCGUUGAUCGAUCGACCACAAUCCGGAUGCCGUGGCAUGACGUGGCCACCGUGGUGCUCGGGCAGGCGGCCCGUGACGUGGCGCGACACUUUAUUGAGCGCUGGAACGCCACCAAGUUGGAAAAGUGUCGGGAGAACGUCCAGUAUCCGUACCUGUUGCCGAAGAGUUACAACGACGUGCGGAUAGAUCGGGGCUUUCUGGACGUGUCGAUGCAGCACGUGACGUGCCAGGUUCUGCGCAGUGCCUCCAGCUGGAACUGCGGCUUCAUCGAGCAGGACUACGUCGAACAGAGUAUUCACGAAGCAUACGUACAAACCAUUUCGAAGGCGCAGCACUACAUCUACAUCGAGAACCAGUUCUUCAUCAGUUUGGAGAUGGGCAAUCCGACGGUUAAGAAUCAAAUUGCGGAGUACCUGUUCAAGCGGAUAUUGCGAGCACAUCGGGAGAAGAAGCCGUUCCGGGUGUACGUGGUGAUGCCGCUGCUGCCGGCGUUUGAGGGGGAGGUCGGAGGAGCCACCGGAAUUUCGUUGCGGGCGAUUACGCACUGGAAUUACGCGUCGAUAAACAGAGGCAAAAACUCCCUUCUCUCGCGGCUCAGUGCCGCCGGCAUCAAGAACCCGAUGGAGUACAUCUCGUUCCACAGCUUGCGGACGCACUCCACACUAAACGGUGUCCCCGUGACGGAGCUGAUCUACGUCCACUCGAAGCUGCUGAUCGCCGACGACAAGGUGGUGAUCUGCGGGUCGGCCAACAUCAACGACCGCUCGCUGCUGGGCAAACGAGACUCGGAAGUUUGCGUCAUGAUCACGGACGAAGCCUUCGAAGAAGGCCGCAUGAACGGGGAGUCCUACCCAUGUGGAAUCUACGCCGGCAAGCUGCGCAAGUACCUCUUCAAGGAGCAUCUUGGUCUCCUCGACCCCGCCUCCAACCGAGCCCCGGUAGACGUGACCGACCCGGUGAUCGACUCGUUCUGGAACGGCGUCUGGAGGUGGACAUCUCGCAAGAACACCCGACUCUUUGACGAGAUCUUCCGCUGCAUUCCGUCGGACAACGUGCACUCGUUUGUGAUGUUGAAAAAGUUUCUCGAGGAGAAGAGCCUGGCGCAGUCGGAUCCGGAGGGAACGCAGAAGGCACUGCAGCGCAUCGAGGGCAAUCUGGUGGAUUUGCCGCUCAAGUUUUUGUGCAACGAGGUGUUGACACCGCCGGGGGCGAGCAAGGAGGGCAUUAUGCCGACGUACAUGUGGACGUGAAACGUUCGAAUUGUUUUUGUUUGUUUGUGUUAAGUGUUAAGCACAAUGAGUUCUAUUCGAAGCUGUUGACAAAGAUGCCGGUAUUUAUUACGAGUUUAUUUUGAUACCUAUGCCCUUUUUUAUUUCUUGCAAAUUGUAAGAAAGUAUUUUUUUUCUACGAUCAGUGAUUAAAUGAUAGAUAUCAUUCCCACGAACUUCCAUGAACAAACUGUGUACAUUCAUACAGCUUUUAAAAUACGGACCGUACUCUAUUCUUAAGUGAACAAUAAAAUUGUACUUUUUACAA
Molecule: messenger RNA, 4051 nt
Organism: Culex pipiens pallens (northern house mosquito)
Lineage: Eukaryota; Metazoa; Arthropoda; Insecta; Diptera; Culicidae
Gene: Pld
Product: phospholipase D2
Exons: 8
Coding region: 142-3765 (1207 amino acids)
Biological process (GO): cell motility; intracellular signal transduction; phosphatidic acid biosynthetic process
Molecular function (GO): D-type glycerophospholipase activity; phosphatidylinositol binding
Source: RefSeq, a predicted model, not a curated record